AUGGCCAACCAAGACCAGCGAAACCGUUCGGCCUCGUCGUCGCAUCUCUCUCCUCCUGUUCCGGCCGACUCUUUCCAAACCUUCUCCAAUUCUUAUGAUACCCAGCAGCAAUUCCAGGCCAACAAUCUCAACAAUCAACAGCAGUUUCUUGAUCCCCAAGCCACCUUGCUCGACUUUCAAUCUCCAGGCUUCGACAACAACAGCUUCUUCAGCGCUCGUACUCCCAGUCUUUAUAGUCCAAACGGCAGCAGCAGCAACCUGAGCGGCAACCUGUCUCCCACGUCUCUCAGCGCGACUAACCUGUCGCUUAACGGACCGUCACCUCACAAUCUGCCACAACAAGACUCCAACUCGUUUCCAGGCUUCGACUUCAACCAACAUCAGCUGGACCCAAACCUGUUCUACGGCACUUCCAACCCAUCGCUAGUGGAUCCCAUGGCUGCAACGCAUCACAAUCCGACUCCACCUCACCUACUGCAGCCUCAGUUGCGCCGCUCAUCGCAAAGUCCCAGUCCCCACGCGUCCCCAUCGUACCAGCAGGCUUCGUUCAACCAGGUCAAUCGACAAAGAUCCGAAUCGCUUGACCCCGCAAGCGCUGCAUACCCACCUCCAGGAUAUCAUGGCAACGACUGGGGCGCAGGCCAGGCUUUUCAGUCGCACCGUCGCUCACCCUCAGACGCUUACUCGGAGAUCUCGUCGCAUUCCAACCAGGCUUCGCCAUAUCUACCUACAGCCGACAGCUUCGAUGCUUCGCCUAUGCUGAACCCUCAAACCGACGCUUCUAUGUUCCCUGAUGCCCUCGGCCUCGGCGGCUUCUCCUUGUCUGAUACGCAACUUCCACCUCAUAUUAGUCCAGGCCCUAGUCCGGCCGUGUCACCCCGCUUGUUGCCUCAGUCACAGCAGGCGCUUCCAGACUUCAACACAGCGAAUGGUUUCGCUCUGCAGACCGACAUGAAAUAUCAAAUGCAGCAGAACAAUUUCGACGUGUAUCCGACUACCACGCUCACAGGGGCCGAGCCUUUCCCUCAGCUGAGCAAUGGCGGCACUCCCAAUGAAAUUGGUAUGGCUGAUACCAUGUCUCCUCCCGAGAUUAAUAUCGAUUUCGCUCCUCCUUCGAGAGUGCCCAGCUUUGGACCUCAAGAUGGUGCUGGACCAGAGGACGCGCUGAGUCCACCGGAAAGGAAUCGCAGUCGCAAUCGGAUGCGUGCCAAAUCGGACACUUUCGUUGGAUCGCGACCCGUGACACCCUCGGUCGCAGGAAGAGGUAGAUCUCCUUCAUUACAACCAGGGACAAGUUCUUUGUCACCUUUCGACGCACGCCACAGCGGCUCCCGCUCACCUUCGCCCUCGUCCAUCUCUUCCACGAGUGGCCUGUCUAGACGAUCUUCCACCUCAUCUGUGCCCCAACGCGAUUACAUUCUGGACCUCGCAAAUCCUGAAAGAGCGGCCAGUGGAGGCAACGACCCCAAACGCACUCAGAAACACCCUGCCACGUUCCAGUGCACAUUAUGUCCCAAGAAAUUCACCCGCGCUUACAAUCUACGAUCUCACCUUCGUACCCACACCGAUGAGAGGCCAUUUGUCUGUACGGUGUGCGGCAAAGCAUUCGCUCGCCAGCACGAUCGCAAGCGACACGAGAGCUUGCAUUCAGGCGAGAAGAAGUUCGUCUGUAAGGGCCAACUCAGCAAUGGCGAACAUUGGGGGUGUGGCCGCCGUUUUGCGCGUGCCGAUGCUCUCGGUCGACACUUCCGCUCAGAAGCUGGACGCGUCUGUAUCAAGCCUUUGCUGGACGAAGAGGCUGCCGAACGACAGAAGCAGUGGGCAGAAGAGCACGCCCAACGACAGAUGCAGAGCGAUCAAGGCUUUGUAGCCCCACCGCCCAUGACAAACCAGCCCCAUUUACACCCUAUUCUUCCGGCUGCUCUGCUGCAAAUGUACCCAGACUUGGCAAACCUCGACUGGGGUGCUGUGAGCGCGCCGACCAUUCCUGAAGAGUCUGAGGUCUUCAGUGGAAGGAGCAGCUUCGAUGCUGGAAGCGGCAACGAAUGGGGCGAUCUUAGUGAGAACGAGAUGGGAGCAUUCGGACAGACACCGAACAUGAACAUGGGUCUCGCUAACAAUGGAUGGAUGAGCGACAUGGAGCGAUGA
Aureobasidium namibiae CBS 147.97 is the source of this 2148-nucleotide messenger RNA. RefSeq lists its product as uncharacterized. Gene Ontology annotation, molecular function: DNA-binding transcription factor activity, RNA polymerase II-specific; RNA polymerase II cis-regulatory region sequence-specific DNA binding. The record is from RefSeq and is a predicted model, not a curated record. The transcript is spliced from 2 exons. NCBI's taxonomy places the organism in Eukaryota, Fungi, Ascomycota, Dothideomycetes, Dothideales, Saccotheciaceae. Bases 1 to 2148 code for a protein of 715 amino acids. Gene Ontology annotation, biological process: regulation of DNA-templated transcription.